Messenger RNA from Salvelinus sp. IW2-2015, 625 nucleotides. Its product is annotated as protein phosphatase 1 regulatory subunit 12A-like. The record is from RefSeq and is a predicted model, not a curated record. Gene Ontology annotation, cellular component: cytoplasm. Gene Ontology annotation, molecular function: phosphatase regulator activity; enzyme inhibitor activity. NCBI's taxonomy places the organism in Eukaryota, Metazoa, Chordata, Actinopteri, Salmoniformes, Salmonidae.
AAAAAGGUACCAAAACAAUGUAUCUGCUAUGCAACCCUACGCCCUUUAUCUCCCUCAGACUGGCUCAGGAGCAGGCAGAGAAGAAGAAGGAGCAGGGUUCUGUCACCUCCAACUCAGUCACCACGACGACCGGCGGUGGCAGUGACUUGGAGACAAAGCAGAGGCGCAAAUCCUACUUGACCCCGGUUCGUGAUGAGGAGGCGGAGGCUCAGAGGAAGGCUCGCUCCAGACAUGCCAGACAGUCACGACGAUCCACUCAGGGCGUGACGCUCACAGACCUGCAGGAAGCUGACAAGACAAUGAAGACGGCCCAGACGGACGAAGGGAGAGAGAAGACGAGGAAAGAGGAGGAGGAGGAGGCGGCUAAUAAGAAGAGAGCAGAAGAGGGGGAGGUAAGCUGGAGGUCCCGUAUCGCCAACCUGCAGAAGUCUGACCUGUUGGGGCUGACUCAACCGGCUGGUACCUCUCGCCCCCCAACCUCCAGCCAGGAGACUAGUGUAGGGGAAAGUGAGAGUGACCGUAUCGCCAGGGAGAGACGGAGGACCAGGAGGAGAGCUCAGAGGGCUGGAGAGGUGAGUGCAUUGUAAUCUGUCAUAGCCAUGCUUUAUAACCAGGGGUUGGAACU